This is a messenger RNA of Chinchilla lanigera (long-tailed chinchilla), 699 nucleotides long. RefSeq names its product olfactory receptor 51E1-like. Gene Ontology annotation, biological process: G protein-coupled receptor signaling pathway. Lineage: Eukaryota; Metazoa; Chordata; Mammalia; Rodentia; Chinchillidae. Gene Ontology annotation, cellular component: membrane. The coding region runs from base 1 to 699 and encodes 232 amino acids. Gene Ontology annotation, molecular function: G protein-coupled receptor activity; olfactory receptor activity. The transcript has 2 exons. The record is from RefSeq and is a predicted model, not a curated record.
AUGUCUGAAUUCAAUACCACAGCCUUUCAGCCUUCUCUCUUCAUCCUCACAGGCCUCCGCGGGCUGGCAGGCUCCCGCUUGUGGCUGGGACCCCUCCUGAGCCUGAUGUACAUCAUUACAAUGGUAGGAAACUGCACAGUGAUACACUUGGUGAGGAAAGAACGGAGUCUGCAGGAGCCCCAGUACCUUUUCUUGUCCAUGUUGGCUUGGGCUGAUAUUGUGCUGUCUGUCUCCACACUUCUCUCCGUGCUCAAGGUCUUUAUCUUUGGUCUCUAUGAAAUCGCAUUUGAUAGUUGCCUCACUCAAAUGUUCUUCAUCCAUACAUCCUCUUCCAUGGGCUCAGGAAUCCUGCUGGCCAUGGCCUUCGACCGCUUUGUGGCCAUCAGCAAGCCCCUGCAGUACACCACCAUACUUACCAGCUCACGGGUCACCAGAAUGGGACUGGCAGCCCUGCUGAGGGCCGUAGCACUCAUGACUCCACUGCCCAUCCUGCUAAAGCGGCUGCCUUUCUGCAAGGGCCGCACACUCUCAUAUUCCUACUGUCUCCACCCAAAUGUCAUGAAGCUAGCCUGCGGACAAGUCAGAAUCAAUAUUUUGUAUGGGUUGGUUUUGGUUCUCUUUUCUUUUGGGUAUAAAAUUCAAAAACUUUUCCAUAUGUUAUCUUAUUUGCUUAUUAUAUUUGGUAAUCUGGACAACUAA